Molecule: messenger RNA, 615 nt
Organism: Leishmania major strain Friedlin
Lineage: Eukaryota; Euglenozoa; Kinetoplastea; Trypanosomatida; Trypanosomatidae
Product: vacuolar sorting-like protein
Exons: 1
Coding region: 1-615 (204 amino acids)
Biological process (GO): retrograde transport, endosome to Golgi; intracellular protein transport
Cellular component (GO): endosome; retromer complex
Source: RefSeq, a predicted model, not a curated record
AUGGUUCUCGUGCUCGUCGUGGGUGACACGUGGGUGCCGCAGCGGGCCAGUGGCGUCCCGGAGGUGUUUUGCAAGAUGUUCUCGCCUGGCCGCAUUCACAAGUUGUUGAUCACGGGUGGCGUCGGCAGCAAGGAAAUGUACGACUACUUGCGCACAAUUGCCCCAGAGGUGCACUGUGUGACGAGCAGCGUCGACCGGCAAUGGGCAGAUCACAUGCCCGAGAGCGUCGUACUGACGGUUGAAGGCCUCAAGCUCGGGCUCAUUCAUGGCCACCAAGUACCAGUGGGAGACAAGGACUCGCUCGCGGCCGUGCAGCGGGAGCUGGAUGUGGACGUGCUGGUGUCAGGCUCUACACACCAGUCGAAGUACUUCGAGUUUGAUUCCCACCUCUUUGUCAACCCAGGCUCUCUUAGCGGCGCGGACACAGAGUACGACGUGAACGUUGUGCCCUCCUUCAUGCUGUUGGACAUCCAAGACAAGUCGGUGGUCACCUUCAUUUACCAGUUUCACCCGGAGGACGAGACCGGCGGCGGCGGCACCGCUACCGAGGACUUGGCAGCGGCUGGGAUGGUGCCUGGCCUCAGGAUCAAGAAGAAGGAAUGGGCUAAGGAGUGA